This is a messenger RNA of Agrilus planipennis (emerald ash borer), 926 nucleotides long. RefSeq names its product ubiquitin-conjugating enzyme E2 L3 (gene Ubc10). Bases 328 to 840 code for a protein of 170 amino acids. The record is from RefSeq and is a predicted model, not a curated record. Lineage: Eukaryota; Metazoa; Arthropoda; Insecta; Coleoptera; Buprestidae. The transcript is spliced from 4 exons.
UUUCUUGAGAAACGAUCAAUAGUUUUUUGAAAAAGGAACCAAAAUUGCCAAAAUAACGGGGCAGGUACAAAAAAAUAUUAUUGUCGCGAUUAUUUUAUUAUUAUUACAUUAUUAGUAUAUAAUUAGUAUUGACAUACACUUGAAGUUGAACAUGUUUUUAUUCACGGUAGAUAAUUCGUUAUAAUAGUUUUUUACAUUUUUAUUUUUCAUACUCUCAAUUUCGUGUCAAAAUUAGCUAUAAGUGCUCAUUCUUUUGUGAAAAACCAAAGAAAUUUUAGUAUUUUGAAAAGAAAACGUAUAUGAGUGACUCGUAGAAACAAUUUCAAAAUGGCAGCCACUAGAAGAUUGCAAAAGGAAUUAGGAGAUAUAAGGCAUUCUGGUUUAAAAUCAUUUCGUGACAUUCAAGUAGACGAAUCAAAUAUAUUAACUUGGCAAGGGUUAAUUGUACCAGACAGCCCACCGUACAACAAAGGUGCUUUUAAAAUAGAGAUUAAUUUCCCAGCUGAAUACCCUUUUAAACCACCAAAGAUAAACUUUAAAACGAAGAUUUACCAUCCCAAUAUAGAUGAAAAAGGGCAAGUCUGUUUACCGAUUAUUGCUGCAGAAAAUUGGAAACCUGCAACUAGGACAGAUCAAGUUAUACAAACUUUAAUAGCUUUGGUUCAAGACCCUGAUCCAGACACUCCAAUAAGGACUGAUGUGGUAGAAGAAUUUAUAAGAGAUAGAAAGAAAUUUAUGAAAAAUGCCGAAGAAUAUACCAUUAGGCACGCGUUACCACGUCCAGAAGAAUUACCAGAUACACCCACAAAAAAACGUAAAGCAAAAAAGAAACAAGUUUAAUUUUUAAAAGGUUACAUUCAAAUGUGAAACAGCUCUGUGAUCGAAAAGGUAUUUAGAUGGAAACAAGACAUGCCUUUUCUUUUUUC